Molecule: messenger RNA, 2737 nt
Organism: Pomacea canaliculata
Lineage: Eukaryota; Metazoa; Mollusca; Gastropoda; Architaenioglossa; Ampullariidae
Product: arylsulfatase B-like
Exons: 13
Coding region: 372-1949 (525 amino acids)
Source: RefSeq, a predicted model, not a curated record
GCCUUGUGGUGAGGAGAGGAAUAAUGAGACUGAUCAAUGAACGCAGCUCAGCGCUGACAGUUGUUCUUAUCAGACUUACUCAUCUCAUUCAGCCGCCAUUUCCUUCAGUGCCUGGCGCUCUGGCUUGCUCACGAGUUGACUCAAUCCUCACAAACCUAUGUUCAAGUCUACAAGCAUGCUGACAUCAGUCUCUGCCUCUCGAAGGACGAUGUACACCUCGUCCUGAAGGAAUGAACACGGUGUUACUUACCCACAAGACUCAGCGCUCCACAUCUGCUCCACGCCCUGGACCGACUUCCCCAACAAUAACGGUUUGUUUAUAUGGAAAACAGUUUUCACGACCGAGAAACUCGCAAGAGGUGUAAAUCCUGAUGUCAGUGAAAAAGCUUAAAGAGUGUGACAGACUGAGCCUAGCGCUGUCCGACAUGAAGCUUCCCACAAGACUGGUUCUGUUGGCGCUGACCGUGAUGUUGGUGCUUGUCAUGCUGCUGGUGCUGUCGUCUAUCGGCGCCGUCGACAAGGCCAGGUUCAUCAGCCUCAUGACGUCAGGACGGCCGCCUCCCCACAUCGUCUUUAUCGUUGCCGAUGAUUUAGGUUGGAAUGAUGUAGGCUGGCACAACCCGCUGAUCAAAACUCCCAACCUUGAUCGGCUGGCGGCUGAGGGUGUCACACUGAAUGCAUCAUACAUGUUCCCCAUCUGUUCCCCGUCUCGGGCCAGCUUUAUGACAGGGUACUACGCCUUCAGAACGGGUCUGCAGCACAUCCCCAUCAUCCACUUCAAGACGAUGUACCUGCCCAGUCGAUUCACGCUGCUGCCAGAGCUUCUCAAGCGACAGGGCUACGCCACCCAUGUCGUGGGCAAGUGGCAUCUAGGAUUCUGCAACUGGCGCUAUACACCGAGGCGGCGAGGGUUCGAUUCAUUUCUAGGUUACCUGGGAGGACAGGAGGGCCACUACAACCACUCCAACGGCAAAGUGGAGGAGGGUUACGACCUUCGUUUCAACGAAGACAUUCUCCCCGACCCCAACCAGGAAUAUGGGGAGAUGCUGUUCGCCAGAAGAGCUGUUGAGAUUAUCGACAAUCACAACCCCAAGAAGCCUCUCUUCUUAUAUUUGCCCCUUCAAGCGGUGCACUCCCCUAUAGAGGCUCCGCAGCGGUUUCUGGAUUUGUACCCAGACACCGUUCCAGAUUACAGACAAGUCUACAGCGGCAUGGUCUCCGUCAUCGACGAGUUCGUGGGGAACGUCACGUCAGCCCUCGAAAGACGAGGCUUCAUGGAUAACCUGCUCCUGAUUUUCACCAGUGAUAACGGCGCCACCCCCGAGUACGCUGGCAACAACUGGCCCCUACGGGGCGGCAAGUUCUCCCUGUGGGAGGGUGGCACUCGAGUCCCCGGAUUUGUCUACAGCCGCACGCUUCUCAAGAAGACAGGCUAUACCAGCAACGAGCUGAUUCACGCUGUGGAUUGGUUUCCGACCAUCCUGCACCUCGCUGGAAAGUCAGCAGGCGACCACGUUGACGGCCUCAACCUGUGGAGGACUCUGAGUGAGGGGGAGCCUAGUCCCCGCACAGAGUUUGUCUACAACAUCGACGAGGUGGAUCAGAACGCCGCCAUCAGGAUGGGCGACUACAAGCUGAUUGUCGGGGAGCCUGGCCGCUUCAAUGACUGGUACCCGCUCCCGCAGAAUGGAACGCCUCUACCCGAAGAAUAUCCGUUGUGGAAACUGGGUAGAUUCCAGAAGCUCUUCCCUGAGUACCAGCUGUAUAACGUCAAAGAUGACCCGACGGAGAAGAAUGACCUCGCCGAGGAGCAUCCCGAGCUCGUGCAGACGAUGCUACAGCGACUGAAGCGAUACCAGCGACUUGUUGUCCCCUCCCAGAAUCCGGGGGUCAGCGCCGCGUCCCUGCCGCACAACUUUGGCGGCGUGUGGAGCCCCGGGUGGUGCUGAACCACUCACAGCAGACACGUGCAGCACGGCAUGACUAGCAACAACUGCUUGUGGUUGACAUCCAGCACCACUUCUUUCUGGUCUACAUCAACAGGAUUUCUCGUGCUUCGGGGACAGUUUGCAUAACCCUCGUGUCAAAUAUUUUUUUUAAAUUUCUGAAUAGCAGCGGAAGAAAAUUGGGCAACACCAAGAAACUGUCCUGAUGAAUUUUGGCUUAGUUCCGGGAUCGCCAUGUUCACGAAGACAGGAAGAGGUUGGACAAGAAAAGGAAAAGUUUACCUAAGGCUUUGGAUGAGACAUGUCUGUGAACGAGAAAAAAAGUGGAUAGCGGAAAAAAUAACUUAAAUCAAGCCUCCGCAAAAAAACCCACCCACUCCCUCCAAAAAAAAUCAUGUACGCUCAACAUUGAUGCUGCUGUACAGAUGUUACGCAAAAGUGUAGACCCUGAUGAUAGAUAUGUAUAUGUGUGUGUGUGUCCUUGUGCGCGCACGUGUGUAUGUUUGUCCAAGUGCUCUUGUACCAGAGAACAUGUCAGAAAAAACAUAGGAAAGAAUUCAGCCGUGAAAAGUAGGUGAAUAUUUUACUCGUGUAACUUAUUUUAAAAUGAUGAUGAUGAUGAUAACCUACUUUGUGUCUGUAGUAUGAGCUCCAGCAAGCAUCACCAUGACCGUUGAACCCAGCUUCACUGUGUGUUCACCUUUUUACGAACCUCUGAUGUUUGUACUACCUGUACUGAACGUAUGGGAGGUGGUUGUUAAAUUAAAGAAUGUUUGGUCUGAUAAAACAAA